Messenger RNA from Knipowitschia caucasica, 1029 nucleotides. NCBI's taxonomy places the organism in Eukaryota, Metazoa, Chordata, Actinopteri, Gobiiformes, Gobiidae. The record is from the annotation of a GenBank genome assembly.
AUGGGUCGUCUGUGGAAGGAGCACGAGCUGGAGAGGCUGUGUUGUUCUGCCCUUGCUGUGUUGCUCACGUUACCUCAUCUUGAUGCCAUCCCUGCAGGGAAGAAGCACAAGCCUGAACAGCCGAACAGGGCUCAACAGCGCCACCUCUUGGCCCAGCUCGCCUGCUCUGGAGACAUGGACACCUUCAGUGGCAGAUACGUGAUGGGCCAUGAGCUGGGGAGGGGACGAUUUGGAGCGGUCUACGGCGGCGAGCGGAGGUCUGAUGGUCUGAAGGUUGCCAUCAAACGGGUUCCCAAGAAUCAGGUGAAGUACUUCCCUCUGGCCAGAAAGGGAAAGUUCUUCAAGAUUCCUGAGGAGGUCUUCUACAUGUACAAGGCAGCUGGAGUACAAGACCAUCUGGGACAAAACGCUGCAGUCUCUUUAAUUGACUGGUUUCAAUCAGACUCAGAGAUCCUGAUUGUCAUGGAGAGACCCAGCCCCUGCAUGGACCUUCUGGAGUACAGCGUCCUCCAUGACCCCCUGCUUGAAGACACCGUCAGGGACAUCAUAAAACAGCUGGUCCAGGCGUUGAUCCAGCUCGAUAAAAAGUGGGUUUUCCAUCGCGACAUAAAGACCACAAACAUCCUGAUCCAGGAGACUCAGGAGGGGCCUCGAGUCCGGAUCGUGGACUUUGGAUGUAGCUGUGGCGUCACCACUACACCGUGCACUCAGUACAUGGGCACUGCAAACUACUGCCCUCCCGAGAUGUUUCUCAGCCACCAAUGCAGGGCGGGUCCAACGUCUGUGUGGCAGAUCGGGGCCAUUGCUUAUGAACUCCUCAACGGUGACGCAAAGGACUUUGACGUCUUUGAGUGGCUCAACGGAGAUCUGAGCCUUAAAACCAGCGAGGCGUCAGCAGAGGCAUUAGACUUUAUCCACAUGUGUCUGAGCGUAGAACCUGAAAACAGGAUCUGCCUGGAGGAGAUGGAAGGACACCCAUGGUUUAGCACCAGCAUCGAGGUUCCUUCUUCAUCUUCAUCUUCAUCAUAA